UCCCCCUUUCUUCAAAUCGCUACCUCAGUGGUCGAGACAGGUAGGCUAGGCUACGGCUAUUAUUGCACAGGAGACCUCACGUGAACUUCCAGGUUAUUGCUAUUGUCUGUAUUCGCACCUUUCCUGUCGGCAAGCAUAUAAAAAGCUUAGUGUGUAAGUUCCUUUGUGGGAUACCUGAACAGUUGCUCUUGUCGGUGAAUGAUCGACCGUUAUUGGUUUUAGGCAACAUAGCCUAAUUUCCCAUACAUGCCAGGUGAAGUCUUGAAGCUCCCUCGUCCGUUCCUUACCAUGGGGUUCGGCAGCGCUGGCGAGCCUCAACCUCAGCCUCAGAGCGACCACCAGCCCCAGCGGAAAGAGAUGAGCUUCUGCGAGGGGCCGUGCCAUGCAGAACAGAUCCUCCAGGUGCUCAACGCCUACCGCCGCAGCGGCACCUUCACCGACGUGGUCCUGCAGGUGGACAGCAGUGAGUUCCCAUGCCACCGCGCCAUCCUCAGCGCCGGCAGCAUCUACUUCCGCACAAUGUUCAACGGGCAGCUCCUCGAGAGCCGCCAGCAGCUGGUGCGCAUCCAGGGCGUAGGUGCCUCCACCAUGGAGACGGUGCUCAACUUCGUGUACGAGGGCAAGGCAGCGCUGGAUGAGGGCAACGUGGGGAGCGUGUUCAGCGCCACCGACAUGCUGGGUGUCAGCGUGCUCAGCAAGGCAUGUGUGCGGUUCCUGGAGGAGCGUAUGGACCACUCCAACUGCCUAGGCAUCAUGGACUUCGCUAGCUCGUACUUCAUCACGCCUCUGGCAGACAAGUGCCAGACUAUGUUGUACAGGGACUUUGUGGAGGUCUACAAGCACAAAGAGUUCCUGAGCUUAGCCAAAGAGCGUGUGGUGGAGCUUCUGACCAGUGAGCAACUCCAGGUGGACAAGGAGGAGGUGUUGGUGGAGGCAGUGCUGAAGUGGGUGCACCACGUGCCCGCCGAGAGGAAAGGGGCCCUCCAGGAGCUGUUGGAGCUGGUGCGUCUGCCUCUGGUGGACCCUGUUUUCUUCGUCAACGUGAUAGAGUCGGACGACCUGGUCCAGGACUGCAGGGAGUGCCGGCCACUGCUGCAGGAGGCCAGGAUGUACCAUGUCCUGGGGAGGGAAGUGGACUCUGUGCGGACCAGACCGAGAAAGUGCAUGGGGAGAGCUGAGAUGAUCGUGGUGAUCGGAGGCUGUGACAGAAACGGCUUCUCCAGGCUGUCCUUCACUGAGAAACUCAACCCUUACACCAAAGAGUGGGUGCCCGGUGCCACCAUCCCAGGAUACUCCAAGUCCGAGUUUGCCAGCUGUGAGCUGCAGAAUGAAGUAUACGUGUCAGGAGGCCAGUUGAAUAGCUCGGACGUGUGGAAGUACAUGCCCCAGGUGGACCACUGGGUUCGUGUUGCCUCCUUGGCCAAGGCCAGGUGGAGGCACAAGAUGGUUGCUCUGCUUGGAAAGUUAUAUGCAGUGGGAGGCUUCAACGGGCUGGAGCGCUUGUCCAAUGUGGAGUGCUACAGCGUCUACGACAACCAGUGGCGGACUGUAGCCCCUCUACUGCUGGCCGUGAGCUCAGCGGCUCUGGUGGGCUGCUCUGGGAAGCUCUACGUCAUUGGUGGGGCUGUGAGCAACGACUGCAAUACCAACAAGGUUCAGUGCUAUAACAUAGAAGAGGACCAAUGGACGUAUGUGGCAUCCUGUCCAUUCUCUCAGAGAUGCAUCAAUGCCACCACACACAAUAACACCAUCUAUGUAGUGGGAGGCCUCCUGGACCAGAUUUACAGCUACACUCCUAAGACAGACACCUGGAGCAAAGUGGUGGACUUGCCAAUGAAACUGGAGAGCUGUGGCCUGACGGUGUGUGAGGGGAAGGUCUACAUCGUCGGGGGGAGAGAUAGUUGUGCCUCGGCCACCGACCAGGUGUGGGCCUACUGUCCCGAGAGCGGCAAGCUGACGGACGAGAAGCCCAUGUCACGCAGUGUCAGCUACCACGGUUGUGUCACUGUCACCCAGUGGCCACCACAGAAGACCCACUGAGGUGUAGGGUGGUUGACACUAGACGCUGAUCAUGGGUCAGUUAUGCAUUUUCCCCACUAAUGGUCAAAGUUAGUAUUGGUGGAGGAGAAGCUGAUCCUAGAUCUGUACCUAGGGGAAACAUCACCCCAUAACCUGGGCUGCUGCCUGAAGAUAGGCAGUUGACCGAAUCAUAUUCCCAUAGCCUGCUACUAUUGGGUGAAAGUACUUACAACUCCCUCCCCCAUCUAUAGACCACAAGAAUGAUGAGGCGACAAGAGACGCCUCAGACCUCACGUUUUGAGGUUGUUGCUUCAGCGCCUUGUCAGUUGUGUAUUUAUGUAAGCUGUUGUGAGAUGCCAUUUCAUUGAGGAAAACGCCUAGAAACUACACUCACACAUUUGCUCACUUUAGUGACUUUGCUUCAAAGGAACGUUUCCGUGAGUGCCUAUUGUUUAAAAAAAAAAAAAGGCACCUUUGGGAACCUGCCAGCCUGCAUUUAUUGCUUAUCUUCCAUUUGGCCUUGAUCCUGACAAUGACCUCAGUAAGACUGUCAGAUGAGGAACCUCACUGUCAACUCUGUGGCUGCGUCCCAAAUGGCACCGUAUUCCCUAUAGUGUACUUCUUUUGACCAAGGCUCUGGACAGAAGGAGUGUACUAUAUUGGGAAUAGGGUGCCAUUUGGGAAACACAGAAUUGCACACUGCUGUGUGCUCUGUGACAGGUAUACCACACAGAUACAAAGAGGAAGGAGAUGCCAUAUCAAGUACAGAUGAGAGACAUGAUAGAAUCACAUCAAGGCUUUCAUUCCACAGGCUUACAUUCCACAGUAGAUGAAACAAGACUUCUUAUGAACUAUAUAGAGACUUCUGUUGUUCUGAUGAAUUAUCACUAACCGUAGUCUCCUGUCAUUUGAAGCAUGAGAAAAGUAGGCUUCUGGCCACCCGUACUUACUCUUUGAUUUAGAUUCAGGUUCAGUUAAAUGAUCUGAGACAAAUGUUUGUGAUGGUUUAGUGGCCACGUCUAUUUGUAUGUAUUGGUGAUGUUAGCUCAUACACAGUCUAAGGGGCUAAUUUCCACUUAAAUACGAUUUUCACUUAGUUAUGCAUUGAUGUCAAUGGGAGAAAAUUUGAAGUCAGGAUUCACCCCUCAGCACUUAAUACAGCAGACAGGUCCUUCAGUUCCUGCAUUUUAAGUCCUUAUUGCCUCGUAACUGACAACACAUGAACUGACAUUGAUCAACAAGCACUUCAGACAUGAAUCCUAACUUGAGAUCCACAUGCAUAACUCGGAUUUAAUCGUUUAUUGAUGUAAAUGGGAGAUUUACAUACAUUCAGGGCUCUGUUCAAUCUGUAGCGAUGAUUGAGCUGGCAUUUGCAGAGUUUACCGCGUGAAUACAGUCUCCGCUAACGCAGGAACAUUGCCUAUAAAUUUAAAUCACGCUGUAACGCUGAACUUCCGCGAUACGGAUUGAAUAGAGCCCCUAAACCUUUAGUGACUAUGACCAAGUUAUCAAAAGAGAAAUCAGAACAGUACUUUUAAGAACACUAACCACAUAGCACAAGUUAAUUGUUUUUUACCAGUAACAAUACUUAUUUUGUAGAUAAGACUUAUUCUAAAGUUUAUCUUCACUCUAACCUGGUCAGUUUUAUGUAUUCAUAUAGUUUCCUUUUAGUAAAUGUUUUAGUGUAUGAAGAAACUAGGUCACAAGACUUCAAUUUGAAUUGAACGACACUUUCAGACAGGAAAUCCCAUACUUCAAUAUGAAACAUACUGUAUAAAUAUAUAUAUGAUGUACAUCAUAUAUUGUGAAUCUAUACCUGAACUCUCUAAUCACUUUUUUAUUUAUUGUAUUCUAAUGCUGAUUUAACUUUCCAUUUGAAUGAAGGAAUCACUGUGCAAACUUUCCAGCUCAUACCCAUACAAUGUGAUUGACAUGCCAAUAUUGUUUUCUACUUACAUUUUGGCUAACUAGUAUUUUUGAUUAUUACUAAUUUAAGUGUGAGAUUCCAAUAAAGCUGC
Messenger RNA from Coregonus clupeaformis (lake whitefish), 4037 nucleotides. RefSeq names its product kelch-like family member 35 (gene klhl35). Gene Ontology annotation, molecular function: protein binding. The transcript has 7 exons. The record is from RefSeq and is a predicted model, not a curated record. The coding region runs from base 247 to 2040 and encodes 597 amino acids. NCBI's taxonomy places the organism in Eukaryota, Metazoa, Chordata, Actinopteri, Salmoniformes, Salmonidae.